CACUGUAUGUUUCAUAAUAGUGCUACAUAAAUUUUCUUAAUAUAAAUUUAAUGUAUAGCUGCUCUGAUUUUUUGAAUGCUGAGGCAGGCGGUUAUGGAACUUUGGAAGAGCUACUGGAAGCUAUCACUUGGGCUCAGCUAGGCAUACAUAACAAGCCAGUUGGUUUGUUGAACAUUGAUGGGUACUACAAUUGCUUGCUAUCCUUCAUCGAUAAGGCAGUGGAAGAGGGAUUCAUUGACCCGGCUGCCCGUAAUAUUAUCAUCUCUGCACAAACAUCGCAUGAGUUGCUGUCCAAGCUUGAGGAAUACGAGCCCCGAGAGGUCGGCAUUGCACCCAAACUUAGCUGGGAGAUGGAGCAGCUGAGUCAAUCUCCGAAGCUGGACAUCGCUCGUUGACCCGAUAUGCUUAUGUAUAUUCUUCGUUUUAUUAAUAUUUUUAAAAAAGUUGUAUAUUUUAGUUGGCAACAACUGCUGCCUUUUGCCUAACUUUCCAUUUACGCUUUUAUUAAAAAUAUAUAUAUAUAUAUCUUUCUGCCAA
This is a messenger RNA of Dendrobium catenatum, 537 nucleotides long. Its product is annotated as cytokinin riboside 5'-monophosphate phosphoribohydrolase LOG1-like. Bases 51 to 395 code for a protein of 114 amino acids. NCBI's taxonomy places the organism in Eukaryota, Viridiplantae, Streptophyta, Magnoliopsida, Asparagales, Orchidaceae. The transcript has 3 exons. Gene Ontology annotation, biological process: cytokinin biosynthetic process. The record is from RefSeq and is a predicted model, not a curated record. Gene Ontology annotation, cellular component: nucleus; cytosol. Gene Ontology annotation, molecular function: hydrolase activity, hydrolyzing N-glycosyl compounds.